Molecule: messenger RNA, 1911 nt
Organism: Dichomitus squalens LYAD-421 SS1
Lineage: Eukaryota; Fungi; Basidiomycota; Agaricomycetes; Polyporales; Polyporaceae
Exons: 5
Coding region: 1-1911 (636 amino acids)
Source: RefSeq, a predicted model, not a curated record
AUGGCAGAGCCAUCCACGUCGAGCUCAAGAUCUGGGGCCUCUUCUCGCUUAAGCUCAACCCAUGUCGGGCGGUCCGAGGCAACUACACUGGACGAGCCCUCCGAAAGGCCUGUCAAGUUCACUCCUGCCAAUAGUUUCGACCUAGAAGAUCACCAGCUUGCUUCUCAGGCGAGCACAAGAACGGUGCCUUGGGGAAGUCGUUUCAGGGCGUUCGUUGCGAAACAUCAAAGGCUACAGCGUAUAUGGCUCUACAUCCGAGGGCCGCGUCCUAAAUCGGACUUGCCAGAUCCCACCCCCUGGUUGAACUUCAACCUAUACACUGGACGCAAGCAGUACGGCGUCGCACUAGAACCCGCACUCAUCCGCUGCACGCGUCCGCUCACGCACCCAUGGCUCUUCGUCAUCUUGGCGGCGGGUUAUAUCAUCGGCUUCGCGUUCUUCGCGCGGGCACAGUCUUUCCUGACGCCGGCGGACUCCUUCAUCGGAUGCACCGCGACGUACUGGGCGGCGUUAGACGGGUGCGGACUGGACGGGGUAAACUGUAUGCCAUUCAGUAACUCUACUUUCGACUUCCGAUGUCCCGCACAAUGCAGCUCCGUCGUGCUGCAGAAUCCCAGGACAGUGGGCGACGAACAAGUGGACUUCGUACCUCUCAUCGUUGGUGGAGGAGAUGCGGAUCACACCUAUCGAGGAGACACGUUCAUCUGUGCUGCUGCUGAGCAAGCUGGUCUCAUCAGCGAUCGCAAAGGUGGUUGUGCAACCCUGGAGCUCGUUGGAAACUUUACGGAUUAUCUUCCUUUCACCGCCCAUGGCCUGACAUCCAUCGGCUUCCCCUCCGUGUUCCCACUCUCGUUCCGAUUCCUGCCCACGACCUCCCUGCAUAGUUGCUCCGACCUCCGCAACGAAGCCUUGGCAUUCAAUGUCCUCAUCACUGCCCUCAUCUUCAUUGUUCUCCGACCUAAAGCCAUAGUCGCAUUCUGGUGUCUCGUGUGCAUCGGCUUCUGGCACGUCGCUCUCUUCUCCCAGCCAAUGGCUAGCCCCCCUCCUCUCGACGACGCCUUCCAGCAAUUCCUGCCUGCGCUAUUCGUAGCAUACGCUUUCUGGCGCCUUGCAUUCCGGUUCACGAUGCCGGCCUUCAGGAAGGCUCCCAUCGAAGCAGCAGUGUGGUAUCUUGGGCCCUUCUGGGUCGGGGUCUUGACGAAUAUAACCAUGGACAAGAUUCCCAUCGACAGACUCACCGCCUCCGAUAUCACGCAGCGCCCUGGCGGUCUUACUGCCCUGAUAAUAAUCGUUCUCAUCCUCCUUGCAAUUGUGAUCAACCAGGUGAGAGUGAUCAGGAAGACAGGUUGGUUGCCGCACUAUCUGGGAUGGUACAUCGCGGGGGGCCUGGUUGUUGUCGUCCUCUCACAGCUGCCAGGCUUGGAACUUCGGAUUCACCAUUACAUUAUCGCCAUGGUUCUCAUGCCUGGAACCGGCUUCCCCACCCGUUUAUCCGUGAUCUAUCAAGGCUUCUUGCUCGGAAUGUUCUUGAACGGAGUUGCUGCUUUCGGCUUUGACUCCGUCCUACAGACCCCCGCCGACCUGCAGCGUGACGCCCCUCUCGGUUCAGAUUUGCCCGCGUUCGUGACGAAUUCGACGACAUACAACGCUUCCAUCCCGCUACAGAACCAGACCAUCUUCUGGAAUUCAAUCCCGGACGGCGAGAACUGGGACGGCUUUGCGCUUCUGGUCGACGACGUCGAGCGAUACGUUGGCUCUGCGCUGAACUACUCCUUGGCGGCGCUGCAACCCGGAAUCAUACACUUCUUUAGGCUCGCAUUCACUAGCGGCGGAACAGCCGGAGAUUUCACCAAGGCGGCUACGCUGUAUCCGAACGGCUCAUGGGUAGACCCUCUUCCUGGACCCUCAUAA